Messenger RNA from Hypomesus transpacificus, 1807 nucleotides. Its product is annotated as coiled-coil domain-containing protein 73-like. The record is from RefSeq and is a predicted model, not a curated record. The transcript is spliced from 16 exons. Bases 44 to 1807 code for a protein of 587 amino acids. Lineage: Eukaryota; Metazoa; Chordata; Actinopteri; Osmeriformes; Osmeridae.
GUAAAGGUAGCAAAAGGAGCCAAGCCCCACCCUAAACGUUUUAAUGAACAUUCAAAUGGAUCUCGCUGCAGACUCCCCUAUUAAACCAGCAGAGGUGGACAGUGGAAUCAUCUCUCUACAGCUUCUGGAAUUUCAAACCAUGCUGCUGGAAGCAGUGGAGGAGCUGCACAUUCACAGGGAUGCAGAGACUCGAAACGAGGAUCAGAUGAGCAAGCUGGUGCUGGAGAAACAGGAGUUAGCAUGGCAGAAGGAAUCUCUUCAGCGUCAGAUGGAGACCCUGGCUAGCCAGCAUGCGGAGGCUCUGGCUAGUGUGAACAAGCAGUUUCAGAUCAAACUCAGGGAUGUUGAAGGAGAGAAGGGAAGGUAUCAGUUGUCUACAGAGUUAAAAGACAAGGAGACCAGCAGUCUAAAGGAGGAAUUGAAACAGUUACAGGAUCAGAAGCUGCAGCUGCAGAGCCAGAGCAGGGACAGACACCUGAGCCAGCUGGGCGAGGUGGAGAAACGCUUCGGAGCUCUCUCCAGACAGUGUGCUCUGCUCAAACAGGCCCACGCUAAGCUGGAGCAAAAUGUUGACGAGUCCAUGAGACAAAACAAGAAGCUGUCUUCUUUAAACAGCAGAAAGGAGUCAACCAUUAAAGCCUUAAAGCAGAGCUUGGAGGAACUGAACAACAAACUGAUCAAAGCCAGAAUGUCUUCCAUGGGCAGGUCUGAGAAUAACCACACAGCCAAAGACCAGCUCCUACAGCAGCUUCAACACAGACUGCAUGUGGAGGUGAUGACUUCCCUGCAGCACACCCAGCAGCUCCUGCUGGCCCAGACGCAGGCCGUGUGCCGAGCAGAGCAGGAGCUCCGCGCCCAGACAGAGCAGCACCAGAGCCUUAAAGGAGAACAUGAAGUGAUGCGAGCGAGGGUCGAUGCUAAAGAAGACAGAUCCUUGGUGCUAGAGGAGCAGAGCAGGAACGCCAGGAUGAUCUGGGGAAACGAGAAGCUGGAGUUGCUGGAGAGGAUCCGCAGUGAGCAGCAGGACCUGAGGUGUGCGCGGGAGGCCUACGACAGCCUCCACCACACGCACGCUGAGCUGCUCUCCCAGGCCGCGCUGGCUGCUGAGCACACACGGGGAGCACAGGAGGGGGUUAAAGCCAACCAGAAGGCCGCUGCUGAACGAGGAGGCCUGUCCAGUCACAGUAGUGACGUUGCAGCAGAGGAUGUGUUUGGAGAAAAGACUGUGGAUCAAACCGUACUAUUUCAACCGACCCAGAAUGAUCGGCAAGAUAAACCCAGUGACGCAGUCUCUUCCAUGGAAUCCCAGAGUGCAGACCCAGGGAGGACCGGAGAGGAUGGACGUCACAACGAGGACAAGCCCCGCCCGCAGCUCCCCAGACCAGGCAGCAGAGAGGGCCUGCCCCCCCCACAGGCUGGAGGCCAGCCGGGGGUCACAGACAGUCUGGUCACAGAGACGGCCGCCGUGGUGGACGUGCUAACGAGACCGAUCUGCGGAACGCCGGGAGGUCAGCCGGGCGAAUCAAACCCCGAACCCAGACGCAACUCGGCCCAGGGAGAGAGACGGGAUUCCCAUCCUUCCGUGCUCUGCCGAUUGCUCGAUCGUGCCUGCGGGUCUGGCGACGUGGGAAGCGGUGAAGGUGCUGUGUGGACGCGGCUAUCCUGCUCAGACAACAGGUCUGUUUACAGUGGAGCAGAGGGCUCAGGGGCCGCCGUCAAAGGAGCAAAGGAUGAGAGGGAAGAGGAGGAGGGAGGGAGGGAGCGAACCCAGACACAGAGGCGGGUUAUCCUCACCCGAGGACGUUGA